This is a messenger RNA of Necator americanus (New World hookworm), 696 nucleotides long. RefSeq lists its product as uncharacterized. The transcript has a single exon. The coding region runs from base 1 to 696 and encodes 231 amino acids. NCBI's taxonomy places the organism in Eukaryota, Metazoa, Nematoda, Chromadorea, Rhabditida, Ancylostomatidae. The record is from RefSeq and is a predicted model, not a curated record.
AUGGGACUAGAGGAUUGCAACCUGCCCAUGGGUUUCAAAUUUUAUGCAAAAUACAGUAAUAGAAAAGAGUCUCCUGAUUCCGAAGGAAAGCCUGGUACGGUAGCACCAGGUAGGAUGGGAUUGCAGGAGUCAUAUAGGUUACCGAAACGGAAAACGACUACGAUGGCGAUCUGUACUUCUAACGUACGUACGCUUGCAUCGGAAGCGGCUAUCGAAGAUAUGAUGAUGCAAGCCAAGAAGAUCAAGUAUGACGUCAUCGGAAUGACCGAGAAGAGACGACGUCACCAUCUCAACGCCGUAUAUGAAACUGGAGAAGAACAGUUUUUAGGAACAUGCGACAGUAGAGGUGUUGGAGGAGUUGGCGUCCUCGUCAACACAAGUAUGACAAAGAACUUCGACUCUUUCGAACAAAUUAUGACCCGAAUCGGAAGUCUGCGGAUCAGAAGAUGUGGACCAACACCAACUUUGAUUAUCUUCGUCGUUUUUGCUCCAACAUCAAGCUACGAUGAAGAAGAAGUCGAAGGUUUCUAUGUGGACCUGGAGAAGUUCUACCGAGAAGAUCAUGCCUUCUACAAGGUCAUAAUUGGCGAUUUCAACGCCAAAGUUGGCCCAAGAAGAACGCCGGAGGAACUUCACAUCGGACCCACGGCCUACAAUGGAACGACCAGGGGGAGAGACUUUCCGAGUUCAUCAUGA